CACCGCAUAUUGCGUGGUCAUCAGUGUCUUUGCAAUGUCAGACUUACUGUUUCUCGCUCUGGUGGGGUUUCUUGCCGCCGCUGAGGUGUCUGGUCACGGGCGUUUAAUCGAUCCUCCUUCCCGGAAUAGCGCGUGGAGAUACGGGUUCAAAACCCCAACCAACACGAACGACCAUGGGCUGUUUUGCGGAGGCUCCAGGAGACAAUGGGUAACAAAUGGCGGAAAAUGUGGCAUCUGUGGUGACCCGUAUGACGGACCACGUGAGCAUGAAGCGGGCGGUCGCUACGCAACCGGCACCAUCGUGCGCACCUACCAAUCAGAAGACGUCAUCGAUAUAGCUGUGGAGUUGACUGCGGCUCAUCUGGGAUAUUUCGAGUUCAGGAUUUGCCCUCAUAAUGAUCCCAACACACCUGCAAGCCAAGAGUGUUUGGAUAAACACGUAUUGAGGCGAGCAGACGACAGUGGUGUACGGUUCCCCAUCACAGGUGGCGCCAGUGUCUACAAGAUGAAGUACAAGCUGCCGGUCGGCAUGGUGUGUUCUCAGUGCGUUAUGCAGUGGAAAUACCAUACAGGGAAUAGCUGGGGCACUGACCCAGAUACUGGUCGUGCGUGUACUGGGUGUGGGCCACAGGAAGAGUUUAUCAACUGCGCGGACGUUGCCAUAGUCGCUGAUGACAGCGGGUCAUUUACAGGCAACUUGUCCACCAGCGCGGUGCCAUCUACAGCUGCAUCUUCCACCGUAGAGCCCUCUACCUCACCCACAAAUACACCUUCAACAACUACAGUGUCCGUUCCCAGUGUCACAGGUUCCAAUACGCUCCCUACCACUACCACUGCAACGACUACUCUUCCCACUGAAAAACCGCCUGCCACCCCAAAACCGACAACAGUGGAACCUACUACUACUUUCUCAACUACCACAACUACGGAGAAACCAACUACAACCAUGAAACCAACUACUCCAUCCACGACCACCACUACCACGGAGAAACCGACUACGACGCAAGAACCAACAACAACCAUGAAACCAACCACUCCAUCCAAGACCACGACCACCACGGAGAAACCGACUACCACGCAAGAACCAACAACAACCAUGAAACCAACUUCUCCAUCCACAACCACCACCACCACCACCACAACCACCACGGAGAAACCGACUACCACUGAAAAACCAACUACAACAAUGGAACCAACUACUCCAUCUACCACCACCACCACCACAGAGAAACCGACUACCACCGUAAAACCAACAGCAGCAAAAGUAACUACUCCCGAACCAACGACAACCAAGCGACCUGCCAAGCCCAACAAAGGACGCUUGGUGUGUGAGUGGGUGGGUCCUCAGGCUAUUCGCUUCGGCAUGAAGACUUGGUGCAGGAACAACUGUAUGGCAGGGUACUGUCCUCCCACUCAUUGUAGGUGCACUCGCCAGUAGACUGACCCCAUUACAGACACCCUGAAGUUUAGAGCACUGACUUUACCCUGCUUGCCCUUAGGUAAUAGAGGGUAUAUGUAGUAUGCAACAGACUUUGAAAAAAAACAGGGUACUUUGGUAACGGCUUUA
Molecule: messenger RNA, 1567 nt
Organism: Lingula anatina
Lineage: Eukaryota; Metazoa; Brachiopoda; Lingulata; Lingulida; Lingulidae
Source: RefSeq, a predicted model, not a curated record